AAAUCGAGCAGACCAAACAAAGUCAGAGAAUGCUGUACCCUGCACCCCUUCCUUGCCUACCUUCUCCAGAUGACCUUACCCACCAAUCUAUGCCUCUCUUAUUUUCAAACAUUUUUUUUUACUUGGCUUUUUCCUCUGUCAACCACCAACAAAGUUUUGGCUCCUCCCUUUAAAAAAGAAGAAAAAAAGCUACUUCCCCUGCCUUCCCCAUGCUGCACCCCCCUAUCUCCCAAUUCUCUGACAAGACUCCUUCUUGACUCUUUUCCUUUUCUAAGCCCCUAAAAUUUUAAGUUCCAUUACCUCCUCCAUUCUAAAUCCAGUUACAAUUUUUGGUCUUGAUCUUUCGCAACACUGCUGAAUUUAACACACCCUUCUAGAAACUCUCUUCAAGAAGACCGCGUGUAGCUUCUUCUCUCCUUUCCUGCUCCUACUGGGUCCUUCACCAUUUCUCUCUUCAUAAAUGUCCCAAGUUUCCUUCUAAUAAGCUGGGUCCUGGUUCCCUUACCUCUAACACGUUUCUGACCGCGCUCUGACCACUUGCCUGCUCAGGGCUCAAGCUGGAAACGCGGUCUCACUCCAGGCAGAGCUACAGCCGAGCCUCGGGCGUUGAACAGGAGCGCAAUUUCAAGUCUGGAAGAGGGCAGGGUCUUAGACUGCUGAGAAAGUUUGGUCCUCAGCGGCCGCCGUCCUAGGGCGGAUCGGGAGGAAGGUCGAGGAUCUGGAGUUGUGGAACCUGGUUCCGGAACUUGGCUGGAAAUGGAGUUCGACUGCGACAGUCUGAGACGGCUGCUUGGCAAGUACAAGUUCAGAGAUCUAACUGUGGAAGAACUGAAGAAUGUCAAUAUGUUUUACCCACAUUUCAGAUAUUCUGUGGACACCUAUAUUUUUAAAGAUAGUUCCCAGAAAGACCUGCUGAAUUUUACUGGCACUAUUCCUGUGAUGUAUCAGGGUAAUACAUAUAACAUACCAAUUCGUUUAUGGAUUUUGGAUUCUCACCCUUUUGCUCCACCCAUUUGCUUCUUGAAGCCAACUGCAAAUAUGGGAAUCUCAGUUGGAAAACACGUGGAUGCUCAAGGCAGGAUAUACUUGCCCUAUCUCCAAAACUGGAGCCAUCCUAAAUCUGUCAUUGUUGGAUUAAUUAAAGAAAUGAUCGCCAAGUUUCAAGAAGAACUUCCCCUGUAUUCUCUAUCGUCAUCUGAUGAGGCACGGCAGGUAGACUUGCUAGCCUAUAUUGCAAAAAUCACUGAAGGUGUCUCAGACAUAAAUUCAAGGAGCUGGGCAAAUCAUGAAACUAAAACAGUUAAUAAAAUUACUGUGGUUGGAGGUGGAGAGUUGGGCAUUGCCUGCACAUUAGCAAUUUUAGCAAAGGGCAUUGCAGACAGGCUGGUCCUCUUAGACCUCUCAGAAGGGACUAAAGGAGGGACGAUGGACCUUGAAAUCUUCAACCUGCCUAAUGUGGAGAUCAGCAAAGAUUUGUCUGCGUCUGCUCGUUCCAAGGUGGUGAUCCUCACAGUCAAUUCUCUGGGUAGUUCUCAGUCCUACCUUGAUGUGGUGCAGAGCAAUGUGGAUAUGUUUAGAGCCCUUGUCCCAGCUCUGGGACAUUACAGUCAACAUGGUGUCCUGCUCGUCGCAUCUCAACCAGUGGAAAUCAUGACCUAUGUGACAUGGAAGCUGAGUGCAUUUCCUGAAAAUCGAGUGAUUGGAAUUGGAUGUAAUCUAGAUUCACAGAGAUUACAAUAUAUUAUUACAAAUGUUUUGAAAGCACAGACUUCAGGAAAAGAAGUAUGGGUUAUUGGUGAGCAAGGAGAAGACAAAGUGCUCACAUGGGGUGGCCAAGAAGAAGCAAUGAGUCAUAACUCUAAGGUGCAGCUGUCCAACAGAGCCAUGGAACUGUUAAGAGUAAAAGGUCAAAGAUCCUGGUCUGUCGGACUGUCGGUAGCUGACCUGGUUGACAGUAUUGUGAACAAUAAAAAGAAAGUGCAUUCUGUAUCAGUUUUAGCAAAGGGAUAUUAUGCUAUAAAUAGUGAAGUGUUUUUAAGUUUGCCUUGUAUCCUUGGAAGCAAUGGUGUAUCAGAAGUCAUCAAAACCACAGUGAAAGAAGAUACAGUGACUGAGAAACUCCAAAGCAGUGCAUCAUCAGUCCAUGGUGUCCAGCAGCAGUUAAAACUUUGAUCCUAAAGUGCAGAGUUACCUAAAAGGUCAUCUAAUUUUGCCAACAAAUAUAGGGUUAAGAACUUCUGUGUCUUAUUCUUACAGACUGCUUGGUGAAGGUAGAUAGCUUUUUCGUUAGCUUUGUAAUUUGAAUCCUUAGAGAGAGGUAGAGAUGGAGAUUAAAAAAAAUGUAAUUUUCUUUGGUGUUCUCAAGAUCUGUAUACCAUUCUUUAAACCUACAGCUGUGAUGAACAUUCGUCUGCAAUGUUUAUCAUUUUAAACUGUGUCCCCUAAACUAGAAGCACAUUCAGCACAUUGGGAAUACUUUGAAAGUGAUACAUCUUUAAAAGAAAAUUAUUCUUUGGCUUUUAUAAUAAAAACACUAAUAGCUAAAGGCUCAGUAUGGAUUUACAAAGUCCAUGCUAAGUGUACAUUCAAAGGAUCCAUAGCUUAAGGUAAGAUAUGAAUGUUUCUUCUUUAAAAUGUAGUUGGUAUUAAUGGUAAAGCAUUUUAUUUCCUUCUUCAAAUUAAUUAGCUACCAAAAAUGGAAAAGAAUUUUACAUGCACUUUAAAUAGUGAAAGGGAAGGUGAAAUUUCUAAAUAUAUAAAGACAAAGUAUACUUUAAUUUCUAGUGAAACUGUCCUUUCUGAAAUUUUCUGUAACCUCUUCCUGGCUAUGUAAGUUUUCCAACAUUUCAUAAACUAACUGAUGAUAAACUAGAACUGUAGGGAAAUGUGUUUUUAAUAGUAAUAGAUUAUAAAUGAAAGCCAAGCAGUUUACUUUAAAGCCAAAAGUAUGAGGCAUUCAUGAACACAAUUGGUCUUAUGGGAGAGAGGUUGAAUUAACUGAUUGAUGGUUCUGAGCAAACCCUUUAAUCAUUCCUGAAGAAUUGGUUCAGAGUGCGUACCCUUUGGUGAUGGGUCAAUAGCAAUAUCUUCAUAAGUGAAAGAUAGCAUAUUAUUCCUAUUGUAACAGGCAACUAAUAUUAACAGCUAACAUCAACACUUUUUAUAUAUCAGGCAGUGUCAUGAGCACUUUUAUUUUAUUGAAUCCUUAAUAACCCAAUGAGGUGUAGUGUCUAUUAUCCUCAUUUUAUAGAGGAGGAAAUUGAAGUUUUAAGUUCCCAAGAUUUCAUGGCUAUUAAGUGGCACUUAUUCAUACAACCUGUACUUUUUCUAGGCACUAAAGGAGGGAAAAGGCCUAACAGCUAGAAUAGUUAUCACCGGACAAUAAAGCUGGGGUUCUGUAUAAGUGGAAGAAUUGCUUUCAUUCUUACACAGGGGUUUACUUUUUUUUUUUUUUUUUUCCUUUUUUUAACAUAGUUUUUUGAAAGAUUGAUUCCCUGGCUUCCCAGACUUGGGAAAUAGCAGAGAGGUUAUGCACUGAGGUAGGCAUUUAUUUAGUCAUUCACUAGGCACCAUAGCAGGCACUGCAGACACAAUGUUGAAUAAACCUGGACAAGGUACAAGACCUCAUGGCCCUUACAUUCUAGUAUGGGAAACACAGUAAUCAAAUAAUCUCACAAAUAAAUAUACAAUAGCAAAUGUAGUUAAGUACUGUGAAGUACAACAUGCUUUGAAAGCAUAUAAUAGGGAAAUCCAAAAGUGGUCAGGGAGACAGUAGCCAGAUGGUUUAUAAGGGCAGGCGCAUCCUAGGUAGAAAGGAAACAAACCAGUGUUGAGUCAGUAUAAUAAUGGAUGUUUAUAAGGAUGAGCUUAAAUCAUAAAGAAAAGGUUAUAUUCAGUAUCACGUGUUUAAGAAAGUAGAGUAUUUAAUAUACUUGAGAAGAUUUCUACCAAAAAUGACUAGGAUAAAAAUCUUGUAUAUUUGAAGAGGUAAGCAUUAGUUAUAUGUAAUUUCACUACACAGGUCAUUUUGGUGUUACUGUAACAGUGUAUCCUCACUAUCCUUUUGUAUGAAAUAGGAAAGUAAAACUGAACCAUUUCUUGUAUUUUUUUAAACUAGCCUUUUCUAAUAUCUAACCUAACUGCAACAUACUGUAUAAUAGAUGAAUUACCAAGAAUUCACUAAUUAUAAAAGGAACACAUCAAUACAACAGAUACUUAUUGAGCAUCUUCUGUUGUUGCAAGUAUUAUGUUAGAAUUUGAGUAUUCAAAGAUGAAUAAUAUAGUCUUUGCCCUCUGGAAGCCCAAAAUAUAGAAUUCUCUGUAUCAUAUAUUUCCUUGAGUAUUGAGCAUUAGCAAACAUGUUGUAAGUCCCCUGUUUAAGUCAAGAAGCAGUGCCACCACCACCACUACUCCCCUAUGAUUUGGUGAUACUAUGGCAUUCAUGAUGCUUCUAUUAACUUUUAAUUUCUUCAUUUUUUCCAGAAUCAUGUGGUGCCUCUUACGAUUUUUUUAGUGCUUCUUUGAUAUUAUAGCAGAAGAUAAAUCUGUUAUGUUUCUGUUUACACUGUAGUUUUCCUUAAAUUAGAAGAAUAAUGAGUAAAAUAAACCUUGACUUUAAAUCACCUGGUGAUGCCUAAUUUAUUAAGUGGACAGAAAUUUGUUUAGUUUGAGGAGAGGUUCU
Messenger RNA from Trichechus manatus latirostris (Florida manatee), 4681 nucleotides. It is a transcript of the gene UEVLD, whose product is annotated as UEV and lactate/malate dehyrogenase domains. Gene Ontology annotation, biological process: pyruvate metabolic process; endosome to lysosome transport; lactate metabolic process. The record is from RefSeq and is a predicted model, not a curated record. Bases 757 to 2172 code for a protein of 471 amino acids. Lineage: Eukaryota; Metazoa; Chordata; Mammalia; Sirenia; Trichechidae. The transcript has 12 exons. Gene Ontology annotation, molecular function: L-lactate dehydrogenase (NAD+) activity; ubiquitin binding. Gene Ontology annotation, cellular component: ESCRT I complex.